This is a messenger RNA of Trichobilharzia regenti, 441 nucleotides long. NCBI's taxonomy places the organism in Eukaryota, Metazoa, Platyhelminthes, Trematoda, Strigeidida, Schistosomatidae. The record is from the annotation of a GenBank genome assembly.
AUGGUCGAUUUGAGUGAUAAAGAUCUUAAUGAUGUCCAUGAAACAUUCCUGCUUUUUGAUAGUAAAGGUGAUGAAAAAAUUGAUGCUAAAGAUGUCGGCGAGGUUGUACGUGCAUUGGGGUUAAAUCCAACCGAAUCAGACAUUGGAAAGUACGGUCAUCAAAAUAAUCCAAAUGAACGUAUCAGUUUUGAAUCUUUCGUCCCUAUUUAUCAUGGCCUAUUAAAAGAACAGGUGGAAGUUGACCAAGAAGCGUUUAUUGAGUCAUUUCGUGUCUUUGAUAAAGAAGAUAAUGGAUUUAUUAGUGCAGCUGAACUUAGACAUUUGCUUACAGCUCUCGGUGAAAAACUUCGUGAUGAUGAAGUAGAUAUCUUAUUAGCUGGCUUGGAAAACAGUCAAGGUCUUGUACCAUAUCAAGCAUUUGUACAACGUAUAAUGAAUUGA